Messenger RNA from Pocillopora verrucosa, 915 nucleotides. Its product is annotated as microfibril-associated glycoprotein 4-like. The record is from RefSeq and is a predicted model, not a curated record. Lineage: Eukaryota; Metazoa; Cnidaria; Anthozoa; Scleractinia; Pocilloporidae.
AUGUGUUAUAUGGAGCCUAAUUGUGUGUCCAUCAAUAUUGGACCUGUUGCGGGAGGAAACCAAAAAUGCGAGUUGAAUAACGCCACGGUGGAAAACCAUGCUCCAUUUCUUCUCGUGAAAAAUCCGGGUUACACGUAUCUUGCAAUCGAGAAUCCAUGUAGCAGCAGCCCAUGCUUAAACAAGGGCAUCUGUCAAGCUGGAUUCACCAAUAAAGGUUUUCGUUGUGUCUGUCGGGAAAGAUUCACCGGAGAAACCUGCCAAGUUGAAGUCAAGAGAAACUGCGCAGAAAUCUACGAAUCCGCGGAUAAACCUACUGACGGCGUGUACACCAUUAAACCUGAUAAUUUGCCUGCCUUUGAUGUAUUCUGUGACCAAACAGCGGAGGAUGGAGGAUGGACUGUGUUCCAGAAGAGACUGGACGGCUCGGUUGAUUUCUACCGCUACUGGAACGACUACAAAUGUGGCUUUGAUGACCUCACAAGUGAAUUUUGGAUGGGACUGGACAAGAUUCACCGCCUGACCUCAAAUGAUAGCAACAUGCUGCGUGUGGAUUUGGAAGACUUUGAAGGUAACACAACUUAUGCCGAGUAUAACACGUUUGACGUCAAGAGUGAGAAUGACAAGUACAGGCUGAUUCGCGGUUCCUAUUCAGGAAACGCUAGUUCCUCUCUCCCUCGUGAUCGGCCAUUCACCACUGGAGAUCACGAUAAUGAUCAUCACAGAAACCGUAACUGCGAUAACUCCAUUGCGUUCAAAGGAGCCUGGUGGUACAGCGCGUGCCAUGCGUCAAAUCUCAAUGGCUUGUAUCGUGGCAAUCACUCUUCCUAUGCUGAUGGUGUGAACUGGAAAGGCUGGAAAGGUUAUCAUUACUCCCUAAAGAGAACCGAGAUGAAAAUAAGACCAGAGAAUUUCUGA